AUAAAUUUGAAAUACUGCGGGGAAUCACAAGAUAAGCGAGUUUUCGCAGAAAAACUGAAAUUACGACGUUGACUGUGAUUCCAGUUGAUUGUUGAUAAUCAGAAAAACGUGGUGACAGGGAAAGAUAUAAUUCAUGUCAAUAACGGCUGAUAUUCAAGAUGUAUAUCAAGUUGCAACUUAUCGUAUUGCUAUCCGUAAGGAUGACUCAUCACCUAACUUUGGCACAAACCUGUAACGAGAGGCAACUUCCAGGCCCUUCUCUAGUAGAAAUGUGCAGUACCAGUGACCCUAACUCCGUGAUGUUCAUGUCUGUCCUGGACUCGUUGAUACAGAAGAACGAAAAAAUAUCAGGAGCAUGCGAACGCGUGACGCCCAUCGAGGUACCAGAUCCCGAGUAUAACUUCAUCGUAGUCGGUGGUGGUGCGGGAGGUUCUGUUGUGGCCGCAAGACUGAGCGAAAUUUCCGAUUGGAAAGUCUUGCUUCUCGAAGCUGGUGAUGACGAACCUGCAGCUGCACAAAUUCCGAGUUUCGCCGAAACUGUAGCUGCUUCCAAUUUGAGCUGGGGAUACCAAACUUCGAACGAAACUCACGCCUGUCUUUCAUCCAACGGUUCCUGUCAAUACGCCGCGGCAAGAGUUCUCGGUGGAUGUACGGUGCACAACGGGAUGGUAUAUUUGAGGGGCAAUCCAACGGACUACAACAAUUGGGCUGCUAUGGGUAAUGAGGGCUGGACUUGGGACGAAGUUAAACCAUUCUUUCUCAAGGCGGAGGAUAACGGUGAAAUCGAUAGAGUUGGAAGAUUCUGGCACGCCACUGGGGGUCCGCUUUCCGUUGAGAGACCUCCUUAUCAUCCUCCUUUUGCCGAUUAUCUGCUUAAAGCAGCGGAAGAGGCAGGAUUCCGUAUUAGUCAAGAUUUUAACGGAGACGUCGUGAGUGGUUUCGGAAUGGCACAAGCCACUAUGAAAAAUGGAGUCAGACGUAGCAGCGCCGCAUCGUAUCUACGGCCCGUCAGGAACCAUAAGAAUCUACACAUUUCCUUGAACUCCACCGUCACAAGAGUAAUAAUCGAGAAUAGGAAGGCAGUCGGCGUCGAGUAUUUUAAGAAUGGUGAGUUCAAGACGGUUCGUACAUCGCAAGAAGUGAUUCUCAGCGCUGGAACUAUCAGGUCGCCUCACAUUCUACUUCUCUCUGGCAUCGGGCCCAAGGAACACCUCGUGUCUAUGGGCAUCAAAGUUGUCAAGGAUUUGCCUGGCGUUGGCAGCAACUACCACGACCACCCAUUCGUCUUGCUCCCUUUUAAUGUCAGUGAGCCUAACGCUUACGAGAACAAUUGGGAAGCUGCUGCCGAGUACCUCGCCUCUCAGACUGGCCCAUUGUCCAGUCAUGGAAUAACCGCGGUAGUCGGUCAGCUAGUUUCCAGUAAAUCAACCCCUGACUUUCCCGAUAUGCAAAUAUAUAACAUUGCUUACGAUGCCUCCUGCGCACCUGGUGAUGUCGGUGCUCUUCGUAGCACGAGGCAGCGCACUGUAGACUUGGCACCAGUGUUACUGCAUCCGAAAAGCAGAGGACGAAUCAGUUUGGCUUCGAACGAUCCUUUAGUACAUCCCCGGAUCUGGUCUAACAUGCUUAGCGAACCCAGUGAUGUUGAUAUUCUUAUAGAAGCCGUAAAUAGUGCUAUCAAGUUGACCCGUACGGAAGCAAUGAAAGCCUACAAUUUGACGUUAGCAAUACAAGUCCUGGAACCCUGCAGUAAUUACACUUAUGGCAAUCACGACUUCUGGAGGUGUAUGCUACGAUAUGGUAGAAUAGACUUACCUCACGGAAGUGGAACCUGCAAAAUGGGCCCCAAACAUGACGUAAUGGCAGUUGUUGAUCAUAAGCUUCGAGUGCGAGGCAUCAAAGGACUGCGUGUUGCAGAUACUUCCAUCAUGCCUGAAAUAGUGUCUGCGAAUACUGCCACACCAACAAUGAUGAUCGGGGAACGAGCUGCAGACUUCAUCAAGAAGGCUUCCAAACGGUUAGAAGAUCGAAGAAUGGAAUUUUCUCCUACCUACGAAAUGUACUAGCGUGAUUAGUCAGGUACAUAAAUGUGACAGGAAAAGGUUACUGUUUGAAGAAAUUGAUACUGUAUGUAUUCUAAAAUGUGUAAUA
Molecule: messenger RNA, 2151 nt
Organism: Diprion similis
Lineage: Eukaryota; Metazoa; Arthropoda; Insecta; Hymenoptera; Diprionidae
Product: glucose dehydrogenase [FAD, quinone]-like
Exons: 6
Coding region: 159-2066 (635 amino acids)
Molecular function (GO): flavin adenine dinucleotide binding; oxidoreductase activity, acting on CH-OH group of donors
Source: RefSeq, a predicted model, not a curated record